Messenger RNA from Lates calcarifer (barramundi perch), 1555 nucleotides. It is a transcript of the gene mcrip2, whose product is annotated as MAPK regulated corepressor interacting protein 2. The record is from RefSeq and is a predicted model, not a curated record. The transcript is spliced from 5 exons. Lineage: Eukaryota; Metazoa; Chordata; Actinopteri; Centropomidae. Bases 537 to 974 code for a protein of 145 amino acids.
UGAAAAUAUCAAAGUGUGCAGUGUCCUUGUAGUUUGUCAGAGAGCCGAGGUCCUGCUGUCAGUCCCGGAGCAUCAGCGGAGCGAAGAGGACAGAGUGUCCAGCACGGAGUGUCACUGUCCUCGGACGUCAGGAACCACAGUGUGCCCCCCCUCUACCACCUCCACCUCCGUCCCGGCAUGUGGAGCCGCUUUCUCCUUGGAUGACCUACACGCCACCUCUCACAGGAGCAGAGCGGACGUCGGUUCGUAACAGCUGAACACCUGCUGGUCAGGAGGAGCGGCGGUGUGCGUGUUACAGCGGGCAACAAGUCAGAGCGAGUCUCUUGCAGGCUUUCAGGCCGACUCCGGAGCAGCUGACCCGGGGAACAAAAUAAGGCACGUUGCGUAAAUUCUCCAGUCGCGGCUGCGUCAGGAGGGGCGGACAGAGGACUGGGAGUUGCACAGUUGACAGUCAAUGUUUGCACCUGAUUAUUGACGAGAUAAGCAUUUUUAUACACACACAAGCCACAGGAUUUCUUGAGGUUACCGGCGUUCACAUGAUGUACACAAUUACCAGAGGUCCCAGCAAACUUGUUACACAGCGGAGGACAGGUCCCACUCAACAGAUCGAGAGCAAAUUCAGCGACUUGAAGCUCAAGCCGACGUCUUGGCUCACAUCAAACUCGCCGCCCCCGAAGAUCGUGUUCAACCGCCUCAAUGGGAAGCGCUACCACAGUGCAGCCACGCAGAAGGCCGAAAGCCCAGCGGAGGGAUUCACUCCUGCACAUGAGGAGAACGUCAGAUUUGUGUAUGAAGCAUGGCAGGAGGUGGAACAGAAGCUGGGGGACGGGGGUUGUGGGGAGUCAACCAACAGCCAGGGGCCCAUUCAGUACACUGAGAAGACCCCCAGUGCUGCGAUGAAGAACUUUGUGCCCAUAGACCUGGAGGAGUGGUGGGCUCAGCGCUUCCUUGCCAACAUUGCCAACCUGUCAUGACUGGUUGAGGCUUGGAGCCGGGACAAGAAGUACUGCGUUGAUGCUCCACUGGUGAAAGCAUCACCGGAGCAGAGAGGAGCAGAGUCCAUCUCCAGGAUCUGCGGUGCAAAAGGGCCGUGCGUAAUUUGGAAUCUGAUUUGACGCCCUGUAGAGGAAACUGGAUGCACAACACAAACGCCCUGAUGCACAACACUGGACUUGACUGUGAUCACAGUGCUGACUUGAUGUUGUGCUGCUACAAAGGACCCGUCUCUCUACUUGAAUGACGCAUCAGAUAGAAGUUGUGAGAUUUUUCUUGUUAAAGAACCCGCCUCCUUUCUCAAGUGUGCUCGGCUGUGUGUACAGCAUGUCUUGGCUGAUCUUUGGAUAUAAAUCUACUGAAGAGCAAAAAAAGUAAAAUGUUUUUAAAAAAAAUCCAGUGUGGAAUCAUUUAUUUGACUUGAAUGCCUUUUGCACAGAUACAUAAUCAUAGAGGUGAAACGCCACAUGGUAAGAAUUCAUCUUUGUACUAUUACACAUGAUGAAGAUAGGAGUGUGUAAAAUCUUUUUUGUACGUCAGGAAUGACAACUCCAAUGAUUUU